This is a messenger RNA of Desarmillaria tabescens, 1770 nucleotides long. RefSeq lists its product as uncharacterized. NCBI's taxonomy places the organism in Eukaryota, Fungi, Basidiomycota, Agaricomycetes, Agaricales, Physalacriaceae. The transcript is spliced from 9 exons. The record is from RefSeq and is a predicted model, not a curated record. The coding region runs from base 1 to 1770 and encodes 589 amino acids.
AUGCUCAGACAUCAGGAGUCUGAGCACACCCCACUAGUAGGAAAGAAAGCUGGAGUCAUUUCGGUGCUUUUCCUUUACCAGUAUCAGUGCUUCGCUAUACUGACAUUCUGUGCAUCUGAUAAUCCUUACAGUUGGGCGUUCCGGGAGGCAGACUUACUCAAAAAUUUCAAGGGAACAUCUGGUGCCGUCAUACCUAAUGAACCAAUUUUUAUCACUUCUCUUAAGACCAAUGUCAUUCCCUCCCUGCCAUCAUCCACAGACAUCAAAAUAUUCCAUGACAGCUGUUUUGGAGAGCAUGAUUGGACCAGGUUUCCCCAGUUCUAUUCCGAAUCCUUGUGCCAUCUUGUUGCAGUCCUUCGCCAACCAAAUCCAAAUGAUCUCCAGCACCCAUACAGGGAAUAUGGUGCAUUUUGGUGCAAUGUCAACUCGGAGACUGAUAUCAAAUGGAACGAGAGUGUUCAAUUGUCAAGCAUGACAAUAGAUUCUUUCAAUAUACAAGUCAUGGUUGCCACCACCCAGUGUUUCUGGUUGGAACUGGUCGCUGCCUUGGAUUAUAUGGAGGUGUACAAGCCUAUCAUGGAUGGUCAUGCGCAACAUGAUGCGGGACAUUGGCCGGACAGACUUAUGGGUGCAUUCACAUCUGACAUGAGCACAGUUCAAUUCCUCCUUUGCGGCGGGAUACCUGCUUACUUCAUCCAACCCCUUAGCACUUUCAACAAUCAAGUCAUCGAGAGAGUAGUCAAGUUAGCUCAGUCAUCAGUCGACACCACGUGUCCUGAUCCUGGUUAUCCUAUUGUUUUCACUGGCGACCCCACUGACCCCAAGAAAUAUUAUGCGAUACACACAUUUCUUUGUCAAUUUCAGCACUACACGCUCCCGUUCCAUGGUCAGACAACUGCAUCGACCCCCUCCCAUAACCAUGUACCAGUAGUAUUGUUGUCGUCGAUGGACUUGAGCCUUGUGGCUCCCAGCUCCAGGCCUGUUCGAUCCAAGUCUGUUGUGGGUAGACAUGAAAAGGGUGGUCCUGCAUCUCAGCGGAAAAAGAAAAAGGGAUCAAAAAAUGUCCCCCUGGUCGUUCGCAACAAGUUUGAGGACCUGAGUGGCAUAUAUGCUCCUCCGCCGAUUCCUGCUUGGAUGAACAUCAAUGCCCUAAUCAACAAGGAUCCCAAGCGCACUGCUCUUCGCAUCUCUGACCCUCAUGACAAUCACUAUUUCUUCCCUGACCCCGGCAUGUUGACCUUUGCCAAUGCAGUCUGCCAAAAGGCCUAUUUUCAACAGCUGGAUCAUUGCUUUGACAUCUUGGUCUAUCGAUCCACCACUUCCGACUUCUUGCCACUUCACCCUCAAAAAUGGCAUGACCUGUUGGCGCUACCACUAAAAUACCAUGCUGAUGAUAUCUGUGAACAGUCCUCUACUGCUGCCGAGAGCUCCACUCAAUGUCGUAAAAGGUUUGAUGCAGCCAAGGAGAUGUUGGGUUCCUGCAUGCAUGCUCACAGUGUUAUAAUUGAUCUGAUCACGCCGCCAGCCAACAGUGAAGAACCAUUCAAUCCUCGUCAUGGCCAGGAGCUUGUAUGGCAGCUCUACGAUCAAGACCCAGACGAUGCUGUCACCAACUUUCGCAUGGAGCAUCAAAAUCUGAUUCUAGAGAUUUUUCCAGAAGACUUAUUGAGUUCUGUAUCACUCACAAGAAUUGGAGUCACUGAUAUGAACACCUGGAUGGAAUACUCUGAUGCCCUUCGAAGUAAAGGGUUUCAUGGGGCCAACUACUGA